UGCAAAUCCUGGACAAGAGCUAAGUGCUUUUAGCAGUUUCCAGGACAAGAAACCUUCACAACAUCUCCAGGAUCUCAGAGUGGAUCAUCUCAGUCCUAAUGCACCUGUAAAUGAACUAACCCUUGACGCAACGGUUCUACUAGAGGACUGUCCGCAGAACAAGUCGGAGGCUUUGCUCAGAGGAGAAGGGAGAUCAGUACAGGUAUCUUCUUCGAAGAUUAAUAUUUCUAGAGAGGAGCUUGACCUUGAGCUUCGCAAAGUAAAUACCGUUGGCGUUGCAGAUGACAUACUGUCAAGGCAGGAGGACCCACUAAUUUGUGAACUGGAGUCUCGUCCAGUGUCCCCGAACGCUUGUCUUUUCAGCCUUCCUCCCAGCUCAAAGGAAGCAAAGAUCGGAGCUGAGGUCGAACAAGAGCAUGGGCCUGAACGCGAUGGAGCUUUUUUCCACCGUUCAGGGUCGUCAAAACAGGAAGUAGUUGCAAUAGGUCCUUCUGCGCAACCAGGAGCUACUUCUUCGGAACGACAACCUGGAGCUAUUACCACUGAUAGUUUCAUCUCUGAACAAACUGUAGUAGCUGCAGUGGUUUCCGACGUUAGCGGAGUUUCACCAGUGAAGGUAAGUGGUACAGGCGAUUCAGGUUCGACUGCAGACGAUGG
This is a messenger RNA of Amoebophrya sp. A25, 657 nucleotides long. Lineage: Eukaryota; Dinophyceae; Syndiniales; Amoebophryaceae. The record is from the annotation of a GenBank genome assembly.